AUGUUAUCGGAAGUCGGGGGAAAGAAAGCCCGGAAAGAGCAGUUGAUCAACAGUCACCCUCUGCAUCAACUAAUCAUACACUAUCCCUCCCAGGCGAGAGCUGUUUUUGACAAGUGCACCUAUGUGGAUCCAGAUAACAUGGUCUCCGAGGAAAAGGAGGACUAUUGGGUUCAGUUUGACUACAGUGUUAUUGACGAUGCUACGGACGGUACCCUCCACCCUUUUAACACUAUGUUACAACACGACAGAAUAGACUUGUUGGAUCACCCUCUUAUCAGCUCUGUUAUCACUUACAAAUGGAAUGCACAAGGCAAAGUCUGGUGUUAUCUCAACGUGUUCCUCAAUGUCAUCUUCGUCAUAUUCAUCUCAACGUACGCUCUGAUGGAAAUACCACCUGAUUCUGAAUCAACUAAUAAUCGAGAGAAGGGAAUUCUACUAGUCUUGUCGCUGUGCUCUAUAUGA
Messenger RNA from Bolinopsis microptera, 462 nucleotides. Its product is annotated as transient receptor potential cation channel subfamily A member 1-like. The coding region runs from base 1 to 462 and encodes 153 amino acids. The transcript is spliced from 4 exons. NCBI's taxonomy places the organism in Eukaryota, Metazoa, Ctenophora, Tentaculata, Lobata, Bolinopsidae. The record is from RefSeq and is a predicted model, not a curated record.